GGUACCCACAUCCUCUCGCUCCAACAUGAAGGCGCUGAGCCCGGUGCGCGGCUGCUGCGAGGCGGUGUGCUGCCUGUCGGAGCGCAGCCUGGCCAUCGCGCGGGGUCGCGGCAAGGGCCCGGCGGCCGAGGAGCCCCUGAGCCUGUUGGACGACAUGAACCACUGCUACUCACGUCUCCGGGAACUGGUACCCGGAGUCCCGCGAGGCACCCAGCUUAGCCAGGUGGAAAUCCUGCAGCGUGUCAUCGACUACAUUCUCGAUCUGCAGGUGGUCCUGUCCGAGCCGGCACCCGGACCCCCUGACGGCCCACAUCUCGCCCUCCAGACAGCCGAGCUCACUCCAGAACUUGUGAUCUCCAACGACAAGAGGAGCUUUUGCCACUGACCCGGCCGUCCUGGCGCCUCCAGAACGCAGGUGCUGGCGCCCGUUCCGCCUGGGACCCGGGACCCUCUCCGGCCGGAAGCGAGGGCAUGGAUGGGCCCCAACCUCGCCCUGCCCACUUGACUCCCCCAAACGCCUGCCUUGAGGCUGGAUCUGGCGCCCGGGAGCGAAGGACUGUGAACUUGGGUGGCCUGAAGAGCCCGAGCGAGCUCUGGGCACCAGCUGGGCAACGUCACUCUGUCCCCACCCCCAAGUUUAAAGACUGUCUUUUCAGAGUAUGGAGGUGUGGGGUGGGGGGGAGUGGCUGCUCUCCAAACUCUGCCAAGGCUGUGGUAGAGCUGGUCUUCUGGUUUCCUUGGAGAGAGGCUCUGUUGCCCUGAUUAUGAACUCUAUAAUAGAGUAUAUAGCUUUUGUACCAGUAUUACAGGAAGGUGGCUUUCUGUAACCAUGCGAUGUAUAUUAAACUUUUUAUAAAAGUUAACAUUUUGUAUAAUAAACUGUUUUUAAACAUUUG
Messenger RNA from Elephantulus edwardii (Cape elephant shrew), 896 nucleotides. RefSeq names its product inhibitor of DNA binding 3, dominant negative helix-loop-helix protein (gene ID3). Lineage: Eukaryota; Metazoa; Chordata; Mammalia; Macroscelidea; Macroscelididae. The record is from RefSeq and is a predicted model, not a curated record. Bases 26 to 385 code for a protein of 119 amino acids. The transcript is spliced from 3 exons. Gene Ontology annotation, biological process: negative regulation of transcription by RNA polymerase II; cell differentiation; circadian regulation of gene expression. Gene Ontology annotation, molecular function: transcription regulator activity; protein dimerization activity. Gene Ontology annotation, cellular component: cytoplasm; nucleus.